AUGGCGUCUCAUGGCAAGGUGAUGGACCUAUUCGACGAGCGCUAUCUCGAGUUACAAGAUGUUGUUGGCAACGUCGAGCCGCUACCCACUCUCGUACCUUAUGAGCAGUACAAGGCUCACGCCAUCACCUACCGAAUGGACACGAACCACGACGUUUUCUUCGCGCUUCUCCAGGACUUCACGGAGCGCAAGGCGUUGGAGACCGACAAGGAGCUAUGGACGUGGUGUGUGCAGUGGGAAGUCAGUCAGUCAGCGGCUCGCCAAUCCCUCGCGGCACCGCAAUCAGCAAAGAGACCUCGCCUUGAUUUGGACCAGCCAAACACCCCUACCGCGCAGAAACCGGCCAGCAACGCCCCUCCGAUGACUCUGCAUGCUCGCUGUAUCGAUCCCGAUCUCUUGCACGAGGAGGACAUGUUGCGCAUUCUGGUCGAUAUCGUGCAGGUCGACAGCACAGUGGUACCCAACUUUAUCGAGUUCCUUUACAGGUGGAUCGACUUUUACGAAGGGGACGGGAAGGCUCUGAAGGCGGCUCUACAUGGCGAGAUUCCGAGUUUGUGGGACUUUGAAUACCAUCCGUUCCUUGUUCCUCAGGAAGUCAAAAAGGAAAUGAAUCAAGCAACUGGUGUCGCCAAAGAUGGCGGGAAGGACGGACAAGGCGGUGACACAACCACUCAGAUGCGACAAAAGCCUGACCUAGCGGCACUUGAACGCAAGACAGAAGAAAGCGAACGUCUAAAGUACCGCGAAGUACACUUCGGCAUACAGCCCCCAAAGACAGACGAACCCCUGCCGCCUCUUAUCAACAUCCCUCGAGACCAGUACAAGCGCGCCAAGUAUUACGAAGCUUGCUUCAAAUCGCGACAACGCGCUUUCUUCUUACUCGUAGAAGCAGGAGUCACCCCACAGAAUAUGAGAGACUACCAAAGAGAUCAGACAAUGAGCCUGCAAGAGACGCCACCGCUCGUGGACGCAGGCGGUCUCAAGAACUACGAGAAGGACGCAAAACUCGCGCAGGCUUUCAAGUCGCUCAAGGAGCGACAUAGAGCAAAGCAAUUGGAAAUUUCCAUCAGCAACAAAUUGGCGGACGAGGCUCAGUUUGCUGCGCGCAGUGCUGCUCCCCAAAGCCCAUCGGGUGUCCCUCUCAUUCCUACCACGACCAGUCACGCCCAUCGCCCGAAUGUAACUGACAGUCUGUUGCGCAAGAUUCAGCAGACCAAAGAUGAGGGGCUGCAAAGGAUCAACAUCGUUCCUACACCGCUUGUGGGUAAGAUGAAGAGCACGCUGUUCCGAGGUGCAAGAGACAAAGCAGGCUUGUCAGAGAUGUUCGCGCGUAGUAAUUUCCCAUCCAACCCACGUUCUUCAGGCAACUUUGACGGCGGUAGGCCGAACAAAAACAAUGACGGCGAUGGGAGUACCGAUGAGGAUUCUGACGACGGCAUGAGUGUCCCAAGGGCCAGAAUGCGACGCUCUGAUCAUGCACCACCUCCGGCUUUUGCACAGCGUCUCGUAGCUGCUCAAGAGACACAGGGUCAUACCGCGAGCUAUGGUCAGCGACUUCCAAAUGCCGGACUACCCGAACCACGGGCACCAGACCUGCCAAGUCUUAGCAGACCAGUUGAUCAGGGUGGAUCUAUUCAGCAGCGCCGACAGCUCCCUCUCAAUUCUCUACUGGCUCCUCCUCAGACGACCAUGCAGCGCACUGCUCCAUCUCCGCUUAACCUGCGACCACCAGGUUCUCCUCUCUCAUCCUUCGCACCAAGUCUGCUAGCCACUUCUCCCUUUACGACAUCUCAUCGCGGUAUUCCCAUUCAGAUCUAUUUGCCUAAGAUCGUCGUACCCGCAAACACCAUCGGUCCCGGCGGACUGAAGUUAGGCGACAAUGGAGUAGCCGAGACUGACGCCUUCCUCCUUGGGUACACACAUCCCAAGAGUGGGAAGAUAACCCUCAAUCGCGCAGUCUUUCUACCCUUGGGCGUAUGGGCCAACGCGCAAGAUAGAGUGCGAAAGGGUCACUACAACGUGCUGGAGAGCUAUGCAGCACCGGAUGGAAGACCAUCAGUACCGCAUCGCGCUGCCUAUGAGAAGGCGAAGCAGGCUUACGAGAUGAUGAUGGUGGAAUCUCCAGUAGUGAGGGAGCGAGAAUUGACAAAGAGGUGGAGGGCGAGUAGGGGAAGGAUGACGGCGACUCAGAGGGGUGCCGUCUGGGAAGGUUGGGCUUUGGAGAUUGACAGAGAGAUCGCUCUGGACAAAGCGGACAGAAGGGGUGCUUUUGUACAGAAUGCGCUGGUUGAUGGAGUGGAUGAAAAUAGUGAUGAGGCUAGGAGGAGGAGGGAGAUUGAGGAGUUGCUAGAGACGGAUGAGGCGUGGGAUUAUGAGGAGGACGAGAACGACGAAGACGAAGACGGAGUUGAGCAGGAAUACGGGGAUGAAAUGGAGGAGGAUAAUAGUGAUGAUGAUAGCGACAACGGUGACAGCGACGACGAAGAUGACCAUGAGGAGGAUGAGGAAGACGGGGAGGAUGAAGAUGUGCACAUGGAAGGUUAG
Molecule: messenger RNA, 2544 nt
Organism: Alternaria ventricosa
Lineage: Eukaryota; Fungi; Ascomycota; Dothideomycetes; Pleosporales; Pleosporaceae
Exons: 2
Coding region: 1-2544 (847 amino acids)
Source: RefSeq, a predicted model, not a curated record